CCGACUUCAAUGUGAACACCCCAAGAACGAAAGGGACGACUUUAGCAAAUAUGGGGAAGAAGGAGCUUGUGCUGUUUGGUGGUUCAGAGCCCUGGAAAGUCUCAGAUUGGACGGCGAGCGAUGACCGGGUUCGCGGUGGGAAGUCGCAGUCCUAUCUCGAAAUCGCAUCAUCCAGCGCCCGCUUCCAUGGCACUCUCGACAUCAAAACGCUGGGGGGCGCCGGCUUCGCAAGCCAGCGCACCACCAGUGAAGACAGAGCCUGGGAUCUCUCCGACUAUGACGGCAUCCAUCUCGGCCUGGGCAAGUCAGACGGGAAGCGCUAUACGUUCAUCGUGAAAGACGAGCCGCUGCCGAGGAACCCUGAGAAUGGAAGAGAGCAAUCAACUAUUUCGUACGAGUAUGAUUUCAGUGUUGAUGAAGACGCGGCGCUUGCGGAGGCGUCGUUUGUAUUCAUUCCCUGGGAGGAGCUGAAGCCUACGUAUCGUGGCAAGCAGAAGAAAGAUGCGCCGAAGUUGGAUAGGAGGAAUGUGAAGAGGUUCAGUAUUAUGAUGAGGAGUUUCUUUGGUGAUCAAGAAGGCGACUUCUCUCUCACCAUCAAGUCGAUUAAGGCCGUAGCAACGCCGAAGGAUCUCGAAAGGGGCUUCAUGGGGGAGAAGAGUGAGUCGACGGAGCCUAGCGAGAGAAGAAUCCCAGUGUCCGUCGGAGCGAAACUGAUGACGGCACUGGUAUUGAGUAUCGUCACGUUCGGCGUCUGCUUGGUGGUGUGCCGGUGGCUCAAACCUUCUCAUCAUGCUAUGUGGCGGUGGCAUUGAAGGCAACGUCGCCCACGUACCGGACCCCGUGGACAUAGAAAAAAGAAAGGAAAGAGAGAGUGUGUGUCAGACAUCAGGUCCGAGGAAAGUCUGCGUCGCUAUUGAUUCUCGCUACUAAGCUCGCAUUAUCUGCCGUCAGAAAGAAAUGAUAAAAGAUCGUCUCAAUGUUUCUCAAAAUACAUCCCCAACAAGAAGAGAAAGUCAGCAUUCCAUGCUGUAAACGUCCCCACGUUUCCGCAAUCUUUCGUAUCCAUCACCAUGUCCCUCUUCUUCCUCUUAUUCAUCACAUCUCCCGGUCCAUCAUCCUCACUCGAGAUAGAUCUAGGCCAGUCCUGG
Molecule: messenger RNA, 1148 nt
Organism: Trematosphaeria pertusa
Lineage: Eukaryota; Fungi; Ascomycota; Dothideomycetes; Pleosporales; Trematosphaeriaceae
Product: CIA30-domain-containing protein
Exons: 4
Coding region: 51-812 (253 amino acids)
Biological process (GO): NADH dehydrogenase complex assembly
Source: RefSeq, a predicted model, not a curated record